Molecule: messenger RNA, 599 nt
Organism: Tripterygium wilfordii
Lineage: Eukaryota; Viridiplantae; Streptophyta; Magnoliopsida; Celastrales; Celastraceae
Product: DEAD-box ATP-dependent RNA helicase 15-like
Exons: 3
Coding region: 1-378 (125 amino acids)
Source: RefSeq, a predicted model, not a curated record
AUGUGGUAUGAGAAAAAGUAUGGGAAUCAUUUUGUACAUCAAAAUUAUGGAUAUAUAGUAAUGUUUCCAUUUUUGUGCUUUAAUGUGGAUUUUUGUUAUUGUGAAUCUUCGUUUUGUAGAGAAUCAAGGGAGAACGAAGCAUACGAGGAGGAGCUUCUCGACUAUGAAGAAGACGAAGAGAAAGCCCCGGAUUCAGUCGGUGCCAAAGUUAAUGGCGAAGCUGCCAAAAAGGGCUAUGUUGGAAUGCACAGUUCAGAAUUCAGAGACUUCCUCCUGAAGCCAGAGCUUCUCCGAGCUAUUGUGGAUUCUGGAUUUGAGCAUCCUUCUGAAGGCAAACCACAAAACUCAUUAUUUUUGUUGCUUUUAGUUCAUAGCUAAUUAGCUAUGAUUUUACACCAACCCAUUUUUUUCAAUCACCAAGCUAUUUGUUUGAAAUAUUGUAGAGAAAGUUUACAAAAAAAAGUUAUGUAUUGUCAUUAGCCCAAUCGGAAAUGGCCUUGUAAGAUAUACCUCAUGCAGGCUUAGAGCAUCCGAGUGGGUCUUACCGUUAAGAAGAUCAUUGGAUUGGUUAAUGGGCUUAGCCCUAGACUUGUAAGAUA